This is a messenger RNA of Gongylonema pulchrum, 669 nucleotides long. NCBI's taxonomy places the organism in Eukaryota, Metazoa, Nematoda, Chromadorea, Rhabditida, Gongylonematidae. The record is from the annotation of a GenBank genome assembly.
AUGCUACAGAAUGGGCCAACCACUUCAAAUCAGGCAGAUGACAAGCGCAUGACACUGCAAGCACUUUUUCGUCCACCAAUUGAUAUCAUGUUCACUGGCGAUUGGGAAACCGUUCGUUACGAGGCAUCUCAGCGAAAUCAAUGGUUGCUGAUAAAUGUGCAGGAUGAUCAAGAAUUCGCAUGCCAGACGCUUAAUCGUGAUGUCUGGUCUAACACAGCAGUCAAAGAACUCAUUCGGUCAAGCUUUGUUUUUUGGCAGAUUCACAAAGAUUGGGCCGAUGGUAAUAGGAUAUGUAACUAUUACCGUAUUAAUUCGUAUCCAGCAAUAUUUGUGGUUGAUCCACGUACGGGCGAACUGUUGCUCACAGUAAAAGCUGCUGCUGAUGCAUUCUCUUUCUGCGAUCAGUUAGCCACAUUUUUGGAUUCAUGCCCAGAUUAUGAAGCAAGGGAUCGGCAACUUUCAGCCGUGCAGUCAAGCAGCGGUAGCUCGGAACAGUCAGCAUCGACAGAACAUGUUUCACCGGUCGGUGAUAUGAUUUUUGCUAUGAUUUUUAUAAAAGUGCAUUUCUCAGUUAGAUUAAAAUCGAAGGAGGCGAGCGACUCAAGGCAGGUGAGAUUGAGUGGUUACAAACAGCCUAAUGAGCUGAAAGUGCACUUGAGUUUGAGUUAG